CAGCAUCAUCGUCUGCACAUGAGAACUGGAAUAUGACAUGCGCUGAUCAUGCGUGUUGGAAAUCAUAAGGUAAAAAUCACGAAAUUCGUUGUGCAGUUUGCGAGAAAAGGGGAAUGCUGAACCGUUGGGUACCGAGCUGGGAAACUGAUGAGGGGUGUGGCGGUGUCACUGCGGGAUGAAAACCGUGGCGCUGCGUGUUUUAUGCAAGUCGUGAUGAGAAGCCGACGAUGCUAUGAGAAAUGCCCGUGUCAGUCGUAGUGACUGAAUUCUGUGAGAGAGCGCCCCCCCCCCCCCUUUUUUUUAUUUGGCCGUUUGGGGAGGUCCCACAUUGUGUGCAUUCUGUUCUACAGCACCGUUGUUGUGAUGCUAUGUAUUACCAGUGCUGGUUGUCCUGCCAGAACAGGAGUCAGGUUAAGCUUUGCUGUUGGCGAGAGAUUUCGUGAGGGGUGUAGUGGGUGGGUAUACGUUAGGGUUUUGGUGGAUUGAUUGUAUUCGGUGUCAUUGAUUGACGUUUGAAGGUGGGGUUGGUACAGCAACUGGCCUGUCUGGUUGUUCAUGAAUUUGGUUGUAGGGUUUGGGAUUUUGGUUUUAGCCGUACGUAAUUGAACGAGCGAAAUCGCACUUAUUUCAGUGUAUUUGCAGAAAAAGAGGGUUCGGCGUCUGUUGAGGAUCUAACUCUUUCCGUUUGGAGAGCUGAUGGUGUAUGCACGGACGGUCCUGUAAAUGCGGCUGUAAUUCGGACAGGGUAUCAUCGCAGUUGAGUGACCGCAAGUUGACACGAGGAACAGCUGGUAGUUCUCGAAACCAUGGAUCAUUUUGCUCGAAGGUAUUUACGAGAAUGUCGAAGAUAGCGAAGCUGAGGUGAGAAAUUAAACAACGUACCGGAAGACCUGGCGAUUCUGGAUUUUACAUCAAGGAAUUGAUCGCUGCUCUUCUCAGUGCACUUUGGGAUUUUGGAUUGCCGGUCAUGGCAACAAUAGCAGUGAAUGCGGACAACGAAGAAACAUGAGUUGUAGACCCUGUUGACAGGGUUUGUUUACAAUGACUAUGAGGUUUGGCCUGAUAGAGUCUGUGUUCCCAGUCCUCAGACAUUAAGCCUUGAGCUCCGAGAUUAUAGAUUCUGUGGUCAUGGCAGUCGGAGAACCCAAGGGCGCGAACAGAUAUGACAAGGGUCAUAAUCUGGGUGAGGGAACAUACGGUGUCGUUUUCAAGGCUGUUGACAUAGUGACAAACAGGACGGUAGCAAUUAAAAAGAUAAGAUUGGGAAAGCUCAAGGAGGGUGUGAAUGUGACAGCCUUGAGGGAGAUCAAACUAUUGAAAGAAUUGCAAGACCCAAACAUCAUCGAGCUGAUAGAUGUAUAUCCUCACAAGAGCAAUUUGCACCUCGUAUUCGAAUAUAUGGAGAGUGACUUAGAAGCAGUGAUCCGAGAUCGGAACAUUUUUCUCUCCCCUGCCGACUACAAGGCUUACAUGCAAAUGAUUCUUAAGGGACUAGCAGUUUGCCACAAGAAGUGGGUCCUUCACAGGGAUCUUAAACCAAACAAUCUUUUGCUUGGUUCCAAUGGGCAGCUAAAGCUUGCGGACUUUGGAUUAGCUCGCAUAUUUGGGAGUCCCGACCGAAAGUUCACACACCAGGUCUUUGCACGAUGGUAUCGAGCACCUGAAUUGCUAUUUGGUUCCAAACAAUAUGGACCAGGUGUGGAUGUGUGGGCCGCAGCAUGUAUUUUUGCGGAACUUAUCCUCCGUCGUCCAUUCCUCCAGGGUUCUAGCGAUAUUGAUCAGUUGGGGAAGAUAUUUGCAGCAUUUGGCACUCCCGGGAAGGCGCAAUGGCCUGAUGUGACUAGCCUUCCUGAUUAUGUAGAGUAUCAGCAUUCUCCACCGCAGUCCUUCCGCAGUCUGUUCCCCCAGGCAAGCGAGGACUGUAUUGACCUUCUUCAGCGAAUGUUCACCUACGACCCAAAGCGAAGAAUAACUGCUCAGCAAGCAUUAGAGCAUAGAUAUUUUAGGACUGAACCAGCACCAACGCCAUGUCACAUGCUUCGAAGGCCGUCAAAGCCGGAAGCACAGCCAAAGCCCAUUGAGCUUCUGUCUCCAGCUGGGCACAUUGUCUUUUCCCCUCCUACGAAGACGCGGCGUCUCCAGCUCUUUGGUGGGGAUAUCAAAACAGCUGGUGAAGCGAACCGGGAUGGGCAGGCCAAACAGCAACUUGAAUUAGGAACCCCCAUUGAUGCCAUCACUAUCCCUAUGUCAAUAGAUCCCAAAACAAAUCUUCGACCCACUCUCAACAGGACAUUAAACCGUUCGCUGCAAGUUAAACCAUCUGGAUAUGCCAAUGCAACUUUGUCACCACAUUCGUCCUUCACAUCAGGUUUCUAGACGUUUAUGGGAUGGAUCAAGUCCUUGUACACAAAUGUAGCAUAUAUUGAGGGGAGGCUUACAUUUAGUGUCGCCGUGCAAUGUGCUGAUGAUUUUCCUCUCUGGGUUGAUUUGGACAGUACGGAUAGAACAUAUUUGAAGAGGAAGCUAGAUAUGGACAUUUUUCUUACCCCAGCACGGCGGUAAGGAUAACCGUGUAUCAAUUACACUAAACUGCAAUUACUUCAUGGUGUCUUUUGUAUCUACCAAGACCCAUAGGGGCAUAGAAAAGAGAAUCAGCGCAGAGUGGAUAGAAGCAGAAGUAGCUUUAGCACAGAGUUGGGUCCCAGUCAGGACCAAGACUCUAGUGAAUUCAGGGUUAGGUAUAUUCGUAUAGGUCUCAAAUAUCAGAGACCUCGCAUAGAGUCACAUGAUCUGGAGUAAUUUCAAGUUUCAACCCUAGUGUACAGUUUUAGAGGAUGGCUGUAAGAUUAGUGUUACAUGUACAGCCAUGAGGACUCUGCAUGGCUGAAGCAUUGAAAGCAUUGAUUCAUUGGGCAGAAAUCUUCUGCGUUGAUUGAGAAUCUGUAAAAAAGGAGUGAAUUUCCUAUCAUAUGACGUAUUCAA
Physcomitrium patens is the source of this 2982-nucleotide messenger RNA. RefSeq names its product cyclin-dependent kinase D-2. NCBI's taxonomy places the organism in Eukaryota, Viridiplantae, Streptophyta, Bryopsida, Funariales, Funariaceae. Gene Ontology annotation, biological process: protein phosphorylation; positive regulation of transcription by RNA polymerase II. Gene Ontology annotation, molecular function: RNA polymerase II CTD heptapeptide repeat kinase activity; cyclin-dependent protein serine/threonine kinase activity; ATP binding. Gene Ontology annotation, cellular component: cytoplasm; transcription factor TFIIH holo complex; nucleus. The record is from RefSeq and is a predicted model, not a curated record.